UCUUGAUGUGCAUUUUUAAAGGGGUGUUUGGAUGUAGUUAUAACUGUUUCUGAUCCUUCGGGAGGAACAGAAAUGUUGAGUUUUUGAGUUUAAACCAGUGCUAAAUUCGUCAUUGAAAAGUCAUAACAAUGGUUAAUCGAUUUUUCCAGCCUUAUAGGCUGGAGAGUGUGUGACGAGCUGCAAGUUUUUAUGCGGAGCAAAAUUUUCUAAUUGUUCCGCAAAAUAGUUUUCUUCAGUGACUAUGUUCUCCCAUGCUCUACGUUUCUCUUCUUUCCCGAACUUCAGCAUCCUUGAUUUCUCCCGGAGAUCAACUUCAGUUUCGGAAAGAAAUGGCAGCUUCAGAAUCCUCUGCAUUCCGGAGCAUUCAGAUUCUGCUUUGCACUCGAAAAAAGCUAAGCUAGAUUCAUCUACCAACCAAAGGGAGAAAGAGGAAGCCAAUGUGGUUUUGGUGGAAAAGUAUGGGAAUGGAACCUUAAGGAGGUAUGUAUUGGAUGAAGGCUUGCACUUAAAAUUCAUUCUUGAGGAACAUGCUCUUGAAGAUUUGGAUAUCGCUGACUUGAAGUUACCUUGGCUUCCAAAGGUCAUCAAAGAUUUUGUUUUACCUGCAGGCUAUCCAGAUACAGUUUCAAACGAUUACUUGGAAUACAUGUUGCUAAUGUUCCCCACAAAUGUUACGGGGUGGAUCUGUCACACAUUGGUCACCUCAAGUCUCUUAAAGGCUAUUGGGGUGGGAUCAUUCUCAGGAACUGCUGCCGCUGCUUCUGCUGCUGCCUCUGCUGCUGCCAUCAGAUGGGUGUCAAAGGAUGGCAUUGGUGCCCUUGGACGUUUAUUCAUUGGUGGGAAGUUCGGAAGUCUUUUUGAUGAUGAUCCUAAGCAGUGGCGAAUGUAUGCAGAUUUUAUAGGCAGUGCAGGAAGCAUCUUUGAUCUCAGUACUGCACUAUACCCCGCUUAUUUCCUACCAUUGGCUUCAUUUGGAAAUCUUGCUAAGGCCGUUGCACGAGGGUUGAGAGACCCCUCCUUCCGAGUGAUACAAAACCAUUUUGCUGUGUGUGAAAAUUUGGGAGAUGUAGCAGCAAAGGACGAAGUGUGGGAAGUAGCUGCUGAGCUUGUUGGCCUUGGUAUUGGCAUAUAUGCCCUGGAUACACCAGGCAUCUCAACAUCAUAUCUCAUGUUGUCAUUACUAUGGUUGAGUACACGGUCUUUGCAUCUUUGGUUUCGUUACUUAACUCUUUCAGUUCUGCAAUUUGACACCAUAAAUCUCAAACGUGCCCGUAUACUAGUUAAUUCCCAUCUUUUGCAAUGUACAGUUCCAGGAAUCACGGACUGUAACAGGAAAGAGAAUAUUCUGUUGUGGGAAAGGUUCUCAAAUCCCCAUAUUAUUUUUGGUGUUCAUAUGGAAGAUAUGGUUGGUGGGGAGAGAAAUGGCUCUAUGAUUAAAAGGCUGAUUAAGCUGUAUCAGAAAGAAAAAUAUUUCCUGGUAGUGAACCAACAGCAAUCAGAUGACUUUGAGGUCUUCAUCUCUUUCAAGGAUGGCGCUACAAGUUUGUCUGUAUUACGCAGUGUGUGGCAGACUUACUGGCUCUACCAUAACAGGGACUGGUCAGGUGUUGUCGAAGAUCAACUACAGAAAAGCUUAACAGAAUUAAAUAAUAGGUUUCCAGAUUUCGUGCAACAGUUGGAAAAUGUUGGAUGGGAUUUGAAUAAUUUGUGUCUAAAGAUCCCCAGGGAAAUUUCAAUUCAGGAAGUUGUGGCGAAGUGACAAUGCUAUGGUCAGAAUACUUGGUCCUUCCGGCCUCCUUUUCUCUUGAUACGGAGUAUUUUGUUACGCCAGUAUGAAUGCAGUAGAAAGCAAAUUUUGUGUAAUGGUUAUGCAUCAAACAAAGCUGCUUCUGCUUCUAUUAUCAUUUGAUGGGUAUGCUUUUUUUUAAUCAAAGACAUACUAAAACAGUGGCAUACCCCAAAAAUAAGCCAAUCCUAAAAAACCAAGUCUCAAAGCAAAA
Cuscuta epithymum is the source of this 2000-nucleotide messenger RNA. The record is from the annotation of a GenBank genome assembly. NCBI's taxonomy places the organism in Eukaryota, Viridiplantae, Streptophyta, Magnoliopsida, Solanales, Convolvulaceae.